This is a messenger RNA of Caenorhabditis elegans, 132 nucleotides long. RefSeq lists its product as uncharacterized. The coding region runs from base 1 to 132 and encodes 43 amino acids. The transcript has a single exon. Lineage: Eukaryota; Metazoa; Nematoda; Chromadorea; Rhabditida; Rhabditidae. The record is from RefSeq and is marked reviewed.
AUGGACUCGCGGAACAUGAUGCUGCACGGAGCAAACCUAGACAAUUCACAUCUUGAUGUGAAAGUGAACUUUUUGUUUGAAAAUUUCAAACAUUUUUCAGUUUUUUUAAAACUUACCAAAUCUUCCAAAUAA